Messenger RNA from Malassezia vespertilionis, 636 nucleotides. RefSeq lists its product as uncharacterized. NCBI's taxonomy places the organism in Eukaryota, Fungi, Basidiomycota, Malasseziomycetes, Malasseziales, Malasseziaceae. Gene Ontology annotation, biological process: translation. The record is from RefSeq and is a predicted model, not a curated record. Gene Ontology annotation, cellular component: ribosome; mitochondrion; small ribosomal subunit. The coding region runs from base 1 to 636 and encodes 211 amino acids. Gene Ontology annotation, molecular function: structural constituent of ribosome. The transcript has a single exon.
AUGUUCCGCAACGUCCUGCAGCGCGAUGCGUGGGCUUCGCGCUUAUACCCAAAGUUUCUGAGCCCAAAAGGCGUGCGUGCAUACAGUACUCCGUCAAAUGCCACCGGAGCCGAUCUAACAAAGCCUGCUUCCGGUGCAGUUUCGUUGGACGACUUUGUUCCGCCGGUAGAGGCAAUGAAGCCUACACAUGGUGUGCAUGUUGCAACGCUCCAGCUGAAAUCGUAUAAUGCCAAAAUGUUUGACCUCGAUUUUUUUGCAGACUUUGCUGUGCGCGCGGCAAACGCUUUCAAGGUUCCCUCGGGCGGCAUAGCUUCGCUACCUAUACGUACUUCGCUUUGGACGGUGCCGAGGGGCCCAUUUGUGCACAAAAAGUCACAGGAGAACUUUUGGCGCCGGACACACCGGAGAAGCAUAAAACUGUACGACGCGAGCGAUGCGACAGUGGACCGUCUCCUUCAGUAUCUCCGCAUGCAUGAAAUGCCGGGCGUGGCAUCCAAAGUGUCUCUCUUUCGCCGCUACCCUCUCGGAAUUAUGAAACAGAUCGAAAAUACAGAUGCUACCAAGACGCAGAGCGAGCAAUCCGUGCGCGAGAUGGCGGAUGAAAUUUUGCGCUUGUACGAAGUAGAAAAUUCGUAA